Molecule: messenger RNA, 1074 nt
Organism: Anthostomella pinea
Lineage: Eukaryota; Fungi; Ascomycota; Sordariomycetes; Xylariales; Xylariaceae
Source: the annotation of a GenBank genome assembly
AUGUCCUCGUCCGAGUCGCGCUUCACCUCGCAGAACAAGUCCACCGAGCAGCGUGUUUCCACCAACACCGUCGGCCUCGUCGCCCUCUCCGACUACCGCAAGCGACGCGCCGAAGUCUUCGAGCAACAGGAGCGCGAGGCGAGGGAAGCUGCCAGUGCCAAUGCCACGCCCGACCGCUCGUUGACCGCCACGCCUGACAAUUCGAGCGACCCGUCGAUCCCGCGCAAGAAGCCCAAGAAAAAGGCUGCCAAGGCUGGUCGUGUCAAGCUUUCCUUUGGGGGCGGCGACGAAGAUGAAGCAGACGAGGGAGUCGAGGUAGCCAGCAUCGGGGCCGACGGCGAAAACAAGGCGGCCAAGUUCAAGGUCAACUCGUCCGUGUCGGUGGUGCCGCGCUCUGUGACCAAGUCGGCUCUGCGCCGCGAGGUUGCCGAGAGAGAUGCGCUACGUCGCCAGUUUCUGGUGCGCCAGGAGGCCGUGAAGAUGACCGAGAUCGCCAUCCCCUUCGUCUUCUACGACGGUUCCAACAUCCCCGGUGGCACCGUACGCGCCAAGAAGGGCGACUUUGUCUGGGUCUUCCUCGACAAGAGCCGCAAGGUCGGCGCCGACCUCGGCGUCGGCGAGAAGGCAAACGCCCGGAGGGAAUGGGCGCGCGUUGGUGUCGACGACUUGAUGAUGGUUCGGGGCAAUGUCAUCAUUCCUCACCACUACGAGUUCCUAUUCUUCAUCAUGAACAAGACAGUCGGUCCCACUGGCCAGCUUCUUUUCGAAUACAGCGCCGAGAUCCCGAAGCCACGAGAUCCAGAGCCCCCCAACAACAACCCCGACAAUGACCCCGACAAUGACCAAGAAGACCGGCCGACCGCCCGUCCCACAUCCACCCAGAGGCAACCUGACGUGGCGUCCCUGGAGGGUGCCACAGGCGAUCCGGCCUUCACCAAGGUCGUCGACCGGCGAUGGUACGAGCGGAACAAACACAUCUACCCCGCCAGCGUAUGGCAGGAUUUCGACCCCGAGAAGGACUACCAGUCGGAGGUCAGGCGCGAUCUCGGCGGCAAUACCUUCUUCUAUUCUUGA